CCCUAACAUAAAAGCGUCCUAGGUUUAACUGUAAAUCUCUUUCUCUCUCGACGUAGUUCGAGACCUCCGUAUUCUCUCCCACCGUUUAGGUCAUCGUCUUCUUCCACCAGUUAAUCAUGGGAUUGGAAAUCAGAAUCCCCAAAUCAGAUAGAGCUAAGCGAGCAGUUGAAAAGCGUGCUCCAAAACUUAUUGAGAAUGGGAAGAAAACACUAAUCCUUCAAGGUACUAAGACAAGCAAUAUGCUGAAUAAUGUGUUGACUGAGCUUUAUCAUCUCAAAAGGGGUAGUGCUAUAAGAUAUACUCGGAAGAAUGACAACAUCAGACCCUUUGAGAAUGGCGGUGAAACAUCGCUAGAGUUCUAUUCUCUCAAAACCGAUUGCAGUUUAUUUGUGUACGGAGCUCACUCAAAGAAACGACCAAACAAUCUCGUUCUUGGACGUACUUAUGAUCACCACAUCUAUGACCUUGUUGAAGUUGGGGUGGAAAACUUCAAAUCGAUGAAGGAUUUCUCAUACGACAAGAAAUUGGCUCCUCGAGUUGGAAGCAAACCCUUCUUUGCCUUCAUAGGCGAAGGUUUUGAGAGUGUGGAAGAAUUGAAGCACUUGAAGGAGGUGCUGUUAGAGUUGUUCAGAGGAGAGGUCAUCGAGAAUUUAAAUCUUUCUGGUGUAGAUCGAGUUUACGUAUGUACAGCUACUUCCUCAAAUACUGUAUUCUUCACGCAUUGUGCUCUGAGACUGAAAAGAUCAGGUACAGUUGUCCCAAGGAUGGAGCUGGUUGAAGUUGGCCCCUCCAUGGAUUUGGUAGUUCGGCGUCAUCGGCUUCCUAACGAAGGCGUAACCAAACAAGCUAUGAGAAAGUCUAUCGACCCUCAUAAAAAGAAGCCCAAAAAUGUUAAGAGUGAUUUUGAAGGUGUUCGUGGAAGGGUGUAUAUUCCAGAUCAAGAGGUUGGUUCUAUGCCACUAUUUAACAACGUAAAGGGGCUGAAGAGGGAACGCCGCGAAGGUAAGCCCAAGAAAGAAAAGGAUAAUGAUUCGCAGGAAACGAAGAAGCAAAAAGUGGUUUCUGAGUAAAAUAUGGGUUGGUGUUGUGAUCUUUUUGUUACCUAAAGUUAUGAAUGUGUUCUCUAUCUCCUUCUGUUAGAACUUAUGUGUGUCUUUUUUCUUUUUUCUAAUAUAUAUUCAACUACAAUCUUAAAUGUGAUUGGAAAGGUUGAUAAAAUUUAAAGAUGAUCUGGAAGCACCUGCAUAAGUCUGUCCUUAAACGUACAGUUAUUCCCACUUUGUUUAUCAAAUACAGAAAAAGAAAAGAGGGUUU
Messenger RNA from Papaver somniferum (opium poppy), 1314 nucleotides. Its product is annotated as ribosome production factor 2 homolog. The transcript is spliced from 7 exons. Gene Ontology annotation, biological process: ribosomal large subunit assembly; maturation of LSU-rRNA from tricistronic rRNA transcript (SSU-rRNA, 5.8S rRNA, LSU-rRNA). NCBI's taxonomy places the organism in Eukaryota, Viridiplantae, Streptophyta, Magnoliopsida, Ranunculales, Papaveraceae. Bases 117 to 1070 code for a protein of 317 amino acids. Gene Ontology annotation, cellular component: nucleolus. Gene Ontology annotation, molecular function: rRNA binding. The record is from RefSeq and is a predicted model, not a curated record.